AUGUCGCUACAAGACAGGACAUCCGCCUUUUUCGCCUCUCUAGCUGGCAAAAGCACCUACUCGAAACUGGGAUUCAAGCUUCUCCCUUCGGACCCCGUGCUGGACACUUUUCGCAAACUAGGCUACAAGGUGGUCGAAUAUGACAUUCCACCUUACCCGCUCUACACGGCUGGCUUGAUCGCGGUUCGCAUGUUGGGCUUCCUCGUCGCUUCUUCCAUCGUUGCUUACCUGCUCUACCACAAGGUCGCAGUCAAGUCUCGGGUGGGAAAAUGGGUUUCCAUGGUGAGCCUCAUUGUCUCGCUUCUCGCCUGGCCUUUGGUUACAGGUCGAUCGGGAGUGAUGCUUCUUGAUUUCUGGCGUCCCGCACUUGGUUUCCGUUCUUGCUUGCUGGUUUGGGAUAUCUUCCAUAUCCGUACUUACCAUCAAGUAAGCAGUUGGUCUUUUGUUCGCUUCUUUGCUCAACUUUGGACUUUCCCCAAGGAACUCGACGAGAUCGCAGAACGUACUGCCGAGCAAGGUUACCAACGAAACGCACGGAUGGAAAACCUCAAGGGAAUGCCUCGGGUCGCCGUCGAAGCCGUUGCCAUGUUCGGAACUCUUUACUUUAUUCCGCCUUACGAGUUGACUAGGAAGAUGAGUCAGUUGGCUUACCAUUUUUACUGCGACAUGCUCGGUAUCUGCAUUCUGAUGGCUUUGGCUCUCUUUGGUGAUGGUUUGCUCAAGGCACUUGGCAUCCUUAUCAACGUCGAGAUGGCAGAUAUGUUUGAAAAUCCUUUGGGUACCACCAACAUUCGUCUCUUCUGGAGUCACUGGAAUCGAGCCAUCGCCGCUGUCUUCCACCGAGUCAUCUUUGGCGGUCGAAAGAAGAAAACAUUGAUCCCAACAAGGAAAGCUGAAGCAGCGGCUGCUAAGAAACGCUUCUCGCACAUGGACGGUAUGUCUGAAACCGACGUAGGUCACACUUCAGGUGAAGACCAACAUUACCACUCGUCUUGCUCCACCUCGAACGAUCAUGGUGCUGGGGCGGCUAGAGCUCUGAAAUCGCUCUCUCACAUUUCCAACGGCAAGGCUGAUUGGGAACUACGAAAGCGCACUGCUAUCAAAGCUAACGGCAACCUUGCUGCUGGCACACCGGCAAAGAAAUCACCUUUCCUACCCAAAGCAGCGGCAGCAAUCCUAACUUUCGCCAUGUCUGGUCUCUUCCAUGAACACAUUACCUAUUUCACGCUUGGCUUUGCCAAUGGUGAAAACUUCCUCUUUUUCCUCUUAAACGGCUUCGCCACCGUCGCUGCGGCUUGGUUCAAACGCACCUAUCCUCAUCUGAACGAACAGAUCCCAACGUGGUUAUCCGUGUUGAUGCUUCACGCAUUCUUCCUUUCCGUCGUACCACUUUUCUGCUCGCCCUUCAUUCGCAGUGGCUUCUUUGUUCAGUUGGAAGCAUUGCGGUACGAAUUGAUGCCCAUUACAGAGCGUCCUAGAGGUAGCUUUGUUUACCUUUUCGGACAGUAA
Molecule: messenger RNA, 1509 nt
Organism: Ustilago hordei
Lineage: Eukaryota; Fungi; Basidiomycota; Ustilaginomycetes; Ustilaginales; Ustilaginaceae
Exons: 1
Coding region: 1-1509 (502 amino acids)
Biological process (GO): lipid metabolic process
Source: RefSeq, a predicted model, not a curated record